GACUACACUCGCAAUGUCGUCACACAUCCGAUGUGCUGCAGACACGGAACACGUAGUGUACUGCCAAAUAACAAGAUCAAUCUUGUCUUCAGACAUUCAACAAAUCUGUUGCAUGUAGGUCAAUAGGCUACGCGCAUUAAACGAAUUGUGAUUUCUUGUGAGAAGGUGAAACUCGGCAGCCCAUACGUGUACACCCUCGUUUUGGUGACAAGGCAGCAACAUAGGCAAAAUGAGAACCCUUUCAGUGACGUCGUUGGUGAUUGUCACGUGGCUAACGUUACCAUUGAUCACCAACUCACAGGAUGCACAGCCCUCUGAUAUCAUAUGCUAUGCGUGUACCUACCGCACUGUAGCCAGUGCAGUCGUCGGUGCACACUGUAACGAUCCCAUCAAUUCGGCAGUAUCAGCUAAUAUCACCUGCGACUCCAUGUGCAUGAAACGCACAUAUAAGGGAGGGGUGGAGCAGAUCAGGCGAGGCUGUUACUCGGACUUACGGGAACCCGGCCCGUGCGAGACCUACUAUGACAAACCAGUGCCUGGAUCAGACCCCCCAGAGACUGUGACACAAGUAUGCUGUCAGGAGUCAUACUGUAACCAUGGCAACAUCCACACCUUAGGUUUAGUCACUCUGAUACUCACUAUGUUUAGUAUCCUACUCGUCAAGUGGUUUGGAUGAUGGCGGUAAACAAGUCAUCGACUGCAACAAUGCUGCAUGUAAUCAUGUGAUUAUGAUCACGUGAUAUCAAUUCAGUUUUCCUGCAUGUUUUGAUUUGAAGGAAAAAAGCAUGCUAAAAAUUCAGAUGCAUGUGUUAAAGGAAUAUCACUACCAUAACGUUAAAAUUGUAAAGUUUUCAAAAUAUGAAUAUUUUACUACAUAAUAUGUUGGAUUAAGUGGUGUGCAUUUCCGUGAGUACGGGAAUCGGUAAACUAUUUGAGAAAAGUACGGAUACCCGGGUACAUGUAAAAGAAACCCAACCGCAAAAUUCAAAUCCCGGAAGUUGUGUGAAGGGUUUUCAUAGCUUUAUGGUGUAAACUACAAUUGUCACGAGCGUCAUCUGUCGCGCGUCAAAUACAUAUCAACGUGAAAUCAGUGUUGGUUUAACAUGUAGCCUGGCUUUUAAUUUGAAAAAAAAACACACAAAAUGGCAUUCAAAUUAGUUCUUUGACAUUGUCUUAUAAGUUGUUAAGUAAUUUAUAAAAUUGGGUAUGGGCGUAACCGAUUACAUAAUCUGGAACUGGUUCCUGACAUCAGUGGUCGGGUAUACUCGGGUACCCGGUUGCGAUGCACACCAUAUAGGUGGUUUUUGAGUCAAGUUGCAUGUCCUGGAUUGAUGGGUAUGUUCAGCCGUAACAUACCCUUGCAAACCAGCAAGUAACAGUUUAAAAACUUUGUAAUUUUACGCUAUUUUCAAUACCUACAUGAAACGUCCACUUACGACGAUGAUAGUAUUGAAAGGGAUAAUAACUCGACAUUUAACACCCCCC
Messenger RNA from Patiria miniata (bat star), 1485 nucleotides. RefSeq lists its product as uncharacterized. The record is from RefSeq and is a predicted model, not a curated record. Bases 230 to 676 code for a protein of 148 amino acids. The transcript is spliced from 4 exons. NCBI's taxonomy places the organism in Eukaryota, Metazoa, Echinodermata, Asteroidea, Valvatida, Asterinidae.